GUCAAUUCCUAUCCUAUUCUUGCAUUCUUUCACUCACGCACAGAUACAUCAGAAGUGUUGAGCAUAUUAAUAAAGAGAUAAUUGCAUAAUAUUUGUAGUUCUUCAAAUUCUACUACUAGUAGUUUUUGAAGAAGAUGAAGUAGAGGCCUACUUUACUUGUUAUCACCCCUUUAUUUGAAUAAUAAGUAUCAAUCACAUAAUUCUUGUUUGAUUCAUCUUUCGUAAGAACCACCCUCUCAAAAAAAAAAUGGCGGGUGGUCCGAGUGGCGGUAAUAAGGUUGGCUUGGUCGCCGCGGUCUCCUCCGUGGUGGCCUCUAUGAUUGGCGCUGGUAUCUUCGCUCUUCCUACAGGCGUGGCGAAAGCUGGGCUUGUCUCCGGAUUGGGCAUUUCCCUGACUCUGGGUUGGUUUUUGUUCACCAUUCCCGCUUUGAUGUUGAGCAAAUGCUGUGAACUAUGUGAGGAAAUCGACGAGGAGGAACAAGCGCAAAAAGCUUUGACUUGCGAAGGCGGCGACAACAGACGGCGCAGUGUAAGGGAAGUGGCACUGGACGACAUGGAUCCGAAGACUAGGAAGUCUUUGCAACUUCGUGGUGCGCCUGAUGAUGUGGCUCGUGUCUCUGUGGACGGUCACCGUGCGAGCCGGACCGUUGCUGGUGCCCAACCAGCGAUGGACUCUAUCAUGAACGAAGAAAUCAUCGAGCGCCGAUCUGAAGUCAUCAACACGCAAACCGACAAGUUUGGACGAGUAUCUGUCACCAUUGUGGAGGAAGACAAGAAGUAAGCAUUUAUAGUAUUCGGUUGCUUUUAAUACAAGAUAUCUUCACAGAAUAUUGCCUGUACAAGAUAAAUCACACACACACACAGCACUACCAUCAUCUUAGUAGACAUGAUCCAAGCACUUUUUUCUCGACGGGGGGAAUUGAUUCAAAGUCACAAUGUACUUAAUUGUUCUCAUUUUUUUCAUCAUGCUUCUUCCACUACCACACUGACUAACAGGGUCUACCUCAUCGGCGACGUUGCGGAGAAGGCGUUUGGCGCAAGAUGGGCACGUAUGGCGAUUAGCGGUCUCGGCAACUGCUACCUCCUCUUCGCGUGCGCUAUCUUCCUGCUCCUUAUGGGUGAAGCAGUCCAGCUCUUCACAAGAGGUAUAAUUGAGGGAUUGGAAUUGAUUCUUCUUCUUAUGGCUAACUUUUGAGUCUAACUCUAAGGUCUAGGGGUAGAAUAAAAAAUAUUUAAAUGAACAAUAUGUUAUAAUAGGUAAUGUGUGUGGUUGUACUCAAGUCACCCAUCAUCCUCGGAGUCGAGUCAGGUGCCGGGCGGACUCGUUGUGCAGGACUCACACCCUAACGAACCUAAUCUUUUUUCCCAACAUUGCAAUCGUGCUCUACUUGAAUAUCUCUAGAUGAUGAAGAAUCAAUCUUUCGCUCAAUCAAGAAUGAAUGUUCUUACGCUUAAGAAUAAAACAAAUCGCCAGGUCUCCGUUUGCUCCGCAAUGAUGCUACUGUGUACACCGAAGAAGUGCCACCCUCAUGCUGGUUCGAGAGUCUUGUCUUCACCGGUAUCAUGAUGCUUUUGGUGCAGGUACCCGAUGUGAGCAUCAUUGCGCGUGUCUCUCUCAUCGGAACUGCAGCAGCCAUGGCCAUCUGCAUCAUCUUCAUUGUCGCCCCAUCAGUUCUCCACACCACUACCCCCUUCGGUGUGUCAAGACCGGUAUUUUUUUAGGCUAAUGCUCAAUUUUGAUGAGUUUGUUCUUACCAUUAGAUUUAGAUUGAUUGAGGUUGUGUCAUUUACUGAAUUUUUCCGUAAAAAUGAUUAAUGAAGAACUUUUAUUUCUAACUUCAAUCAAAAGCAAGUUCCUAAAGAAUAAGAUGAAGAUAUUUUGAAAUUUGAAUUUCAUCAUUGUAGUUGAGCCACAAACUACGACGACAGGUGUUAGCCAACUUGGGACCAACGCGUUUGGUGACCAGAUUCGGUGAGACAGAAAAAGAAACGAUUCAGAGCCAUAUUCAAGAGAAUACCGGCACCAACAAAGCAUGGACCCAGGCCUCCUUUGCCGAGAUGGAUGAUAUUAUUACAAGAUCUUCGAAUGCACAGGAAUGUUACGGGUUCUCGCAUCAAGUUGACCGAUCUCAGAGCAGAUCUCUGACCUUCUCAAGGGGAAAAGGGUCGUAGAUGUGCGAGCUAGAUCGGUCAACUUGCAAGGACUAAGAAUGGUGGAACAGCAAUGAUUUUUUCCUGUGGGAGAAAGACGAUGUGACACUUCUGCAAGUCGACUCUUUCCCGACAGUUUUUGGCUCAUUUAAGCGCAUGCUCGAGUCCCUCUCAUCCUGCGCUUUCGGUUUCGCUUUCGCACUGUUGGUGCCUUAUGUCAGGGUACUUUUACUCGUUGCAUUUUUUAGUUCUGGUUUUCUGAUCCUUGAGUUAGAAGUAACAGGCCCCUGCAUACAACUUAGUUGAUUUGAAUUAAUUUCUCUUUUGGAGUUAUAUUUGUACCUAGGCUCGUCUCUUCUGGAGGUCAACGUGAUGGACAAGUAGAGCAUAAGAUCACUUACCACUCGGGUUUACAACUUGAAAUAUAUACAUUAAAUCCUUCGCUACUUCUCACUCACAACUCAGGCCGAUCUCGAAAAGCCUUCCCAGAUGGGAAAAGUUAUUUGGAUCGCGACUAUCCUAACCGCUGUGGUCUAUGCCAUCGUGGUUUUUACGGGUCUUCUCGCUGGCGGUCAAAAAUUCCUUCUCCGUAUGUCCAGUAUCCAGGCCAUGCCUACCUACGAAACGAGAGUGGCGGUUGAACAACUGACGGCUACCAACAUCCCACCAAGAACAAUUGAAUUUGAUAAGAUUGCCAAGACCCUAGUAGAACCUGCAAAUGUCGGCGAGGCGCUUCCAGACGCUCAAAAACAAGCAGCAGACGCCAUGCUGAAGACUAUCUGCGAGCACAAAACACAACAGGCAGCGAAAAUUGGGGUAUCAUCAAUACUAAUGGGGCACGGGCACUUUAUCAAUCACAUUGACAUUUUAUUUUUGUUUCGAUGUUUUCUGUUUCAUCUCUCUCAAGUACUUCGACUUGUAUAAAUCUCGAGUAAUUUAUUUCAAGAUGAAACAUCUAAUAUUUUAGUUCGCGAAUGUGAAUGAAUUUACUACACAUGAUACUACCUGCUUUACAUAAUUUUGAAUCGCAGGAAGUAGAAUCACCGAACUAAAAACUACGUAGGAAGAGCUGUUGCAGUGCCGAUACCACACGUUGAAGGACGCAGUGAGUGGUGACUCGAGAACCUACAUUUUCUACCUCUACAAGAAUCUGGACUUCUUCUUCGGCAGGAACGCCCAAAACAAGGGUAAAGCGUCGAUUAUGGUCUUUGUGAUGGUGAUCUUCCUAGCUCUGAAGUUGCUCAUUUCGUACCCGCUCACCGUCUGGCCAAGUAUCCAGGACUUCGAGGGCUGCAUCGUCAACAUGAACUGCGCCAGGCGGUGUCGUAAACGCGUCGAUGGCGGUAACAGUGCAGAAGCUGGUAAUUUAGAAGACAGAAAAGCAGAGGAGAAAGAGCCGCUUUUGGUCGAAGGUAGACCACUAGACAACGAUGACGAAGAGGAACAGUUUCCAGAAAUGAAGGACGAUCAAGAUGAAAACCAGAUCAGUAAAACUGCAUCUUCCGACAGUAGCAACAACAAGUCUGGUGCCACUUACAAGUUGACUUUCUGGGCCAGUGCCGUAGCGCGUAUCUUCGUCGUGGCUUUCACCUUCGGUCUCGCGGCUAUUUUCAAGUGCUCUCCGAAGCGUCUCGAUGCCUUCUUGGGCCUAGCAGCGAGUGUUCCUGGUAUGCUCUCGAUGGUUAUUUUCCCUUUGAUUGCCGUCCAGCUUUUGCAAGGCCAACUCCGAAAACUACGUGGCAUCCGAUCACGCACUUGUGGUGAGUCGCUGGAAUUCGUUUUCCACAUUUUUUUGAUGAUCAUGGGUUCAGCAGUGAUGAUCUACACUAUCAUCAAGCUACCGGCAGAUCUCAAAGAGGCAUUCGCUUAA
Messenger RNA from Amoebophrya sp. A25, 4021 nucleotides. The record is from the annotation of a GenBank genome assembly. Lineage: Eukaryota; Dinophyceae; Syndiniales; Amoebophryaceae.